Ochotona curzoniae (black-lipped pika) is the source of this 429-nucleotide messenger RNA. RefSeq names its product small integral membrane protein 9 (gene SMIM9). The transcript has 2 exons. Lineage: Eukaryota; Metazoa; Chordata; Mammalia; Lagomorpha; Ochotonidae. The record is from RefSeq and is a predicted model, not a curated record. Bases 142 to 429 code for a protein of 95 amino acids.
GCAUGUGUGAUAAGUAAGGAGUUUUUGGCAAUGAAAGCUAAACCACCGCUUUCUAACUUUUCAUACUGAAUUCCCGUGGAAAGAGCAAAGGACAAAGAAAUCUCCCCUUGGCAGAGCCAGCCCCAGCGAAGGUGGGAGUCCAUGGAAGCCCAGAAGCUACUGAGCGUUGGAUUUCUGCUGUGCUCUUUGACUUGCCUCUUGGUGGAGACAGUGGCUUCCCCUACUUCACCUUUAUCUGCCUUUGGAAUACAAGAAAAAAUGAGAUGGAAAACAGGGUGGAAACCACGAUCAAGGGGAAAGCACAGGUCCUGGCUUAGCAACUUCAGAAAUUAUCUGUGUGAUCUCAUCAAGAGCUCCCUACCUCCAGCAGCCAUUUUUGCUUUUUUUAUCACCUCAACACUAAUGGGAAUCCUCUGCUGCCUCACGUAA